Molecule: messenger RNA, 583 nt
Organism: Acanthoscelides obtectus
Lineage: Eukaryota; Metazoa; Arthropoda; Insecta; Coleoptera; Chrysomelidae
Source: the annotation of a GenBank genome assembly
GACUGAACUCUCCGGUAUAAAAUGGCGUAAGCUGACGUGGUGCGAUUCGGGGGGCGGCAGUGGUUUGGGCGGCGUCGACCAUGGCGGUGGGCAUCCCGGCGGUGUCCAUCCGCACAAUCCGCACCACCUGCCGCCCCACCAUCCGGCCGCGCAUCGGGGCGGCCCACACCACCAUUUGCCGCCGCCCCACUGUUCGACACCAGGCGGAUACCACUGCCCGUCGUCGGAACCGCUGGAGGAUCCGGUCCUGCGCAGCUACGCGCGCUGCCUCGCCGCGGACAUCCUGUGCGUGUGGAGGCGGGCGUCGACGCCCACCCGUAACGGUACCGCCUCGCAGCCAGCGCAGGACGUGUACGAUCUGGGGGCGGGCAUGCCGCCGCCCCCGCAGCAACAGCACCACCAUCAACCGCCCCCGUUGAGUUUGGCCGCCGCGAAGGAACUGUGGAUAUUCUGGUAUGGAGAGGAGCCUGAUUUGAGCGAGUUGGUCGCGCCUGAGAUUAACAUGACCGAUAACCGUAUAUCAAGAAUGGGGAAAAUGAAGUAUUUAAGUCAAGAAGAAAAUAAUUCAAAAAGGAGUGAGUGC